UCACUCUCUUCCGUCCUCCUUUCUCGGCUGCUCCACUGCGUUUCUCACUCUCCCUUUUCGCAUCUCCUUCUGUUGUCGCGGGCGACGCCGCCUCUUUGCGACUCCGUUUAUUUGCCUCCGUCGUCCAUCGAUUUCAGCAACUGUACAGUUUCAUUCUUCAGACUUUCAACUGUUGGUAUUUGUCGCUCUCCUCAAUAUUUUGGGCAAGAUCCGCCACUGCUUGUGUGUGAUGCAUUCGUUGAGGAUGAAGAUGUCAUUGAUUCGGCCUCUGUUGACGAGGCGAGGAUUCAGCACAAGCUCUGACAAAAUGGUUGCCGCUGUGCUGUUUGAGAGAUUGCCUGUGGUUAUUCCCAAAGUUGACCCUGUUGUUUAUGCAUUUCAAGAAUUCUCGUUUCGAUGGCGAAUGCAGUAUCAACGUAGAUAUCCCGAUGAAUUUCUAGACAGAUCUGAUGCAAGGGGGAAAGGUGAUUAUCAGAUUGACUAUGUGCCAGCACCAAGAAUCACCGAAGCAGACAAAAAAAAUGAUCGAAGGUCACUGCAAAGAGCUCUUGACAAAAGACUCUACCUUCUUCUCUAUGGUAAUGCUCAUGGGGCUCCAAGCGGAAAUCCUGUGUGGCAUUUUCCAGAGAAAGUAUAUGAAUCAGAGGAAACAAUGCGUAAGUGUGCAGAAUCUGCAUUGAAAUCAGUCAUAGGAGAUCUUUCCGAUACAUAUUUUGUUGGAAAUGCUCCAAUGGCCCAUAUGGUUGUUCAGCCUAAAGAAGAGCAGUCAGGAUCCACAUCUUUUAAGAAAUUCUUCUUUAAAUCACAAGUAAUUUCUAAAAGCCAGUACAACAUUGGAAAAUGUGAGGAUUUUGUUUGGGUGACGAAGGCUGAAUUGUUGGAGUAUUUUCCUGAGCAAGCUGAGUUUUUUGGCAAAAUGAUCAUUAGCUGAUGACAGUGGAGACAGUUGUUUAACUAAAAUUAUUGCCAAUUAGUUAGUGGAGGACCUUGAAAGAAGAUGAAUGUAACAGUUUACGGGAUCAACAAAAGGGUUUGAAUUGUGUGAUUAACUUCCAAGAUUAAGUUUUCUUAUACUGAGUAGUAAGAGUUUCAGGAUUCGAAUUAUGCUUCUAAUAGAAUUUUCUACUCCUAAUAAAUUGUCUAUAUAAAAAAAUGGAUGUCCAUGACCGUGAUUCGAACUACGACGUUAAACUCAUUACUUUUUUUGUUACAA
This is a messenger RNA of Cicer arietinum (chickpea), 1213 nucleotides long. RefSeq lists its product as uncharacterized. Gene Ontology annotation, cellular component: mitochondrial large ribosomal subunit. Gene Ontology annotation, molecular function: structural constituent of ribosome. The record is from RefSeq and is a predicted model, not a curated record. NCBI's taxonomy places the organism in Eukaryota, Viridiplantae, Streptophyta, Magnoliopsida, Fabales, Fabaceae.